Molecule: messenger RNA, 3411 nt
Organism: Juglans microcarpa x Juglans regia
Lineage: Eukaryota; Viridiplantae; Streptophyta; Magnoliopsida; Fagales; Juglandaceae
Product: protein SEMI-ROLLED LEAF 2-like
Source: RefSeq, a predicted model, not a curated record
CUCCCCGUCUUCCUUUAAUUUGUGUCAUUCCACGCGCCCUUUCUCUCUCUUUCUCGGAGUCUCUUUGCUGUUCCUGUAUCUUCUUCUUCUCUAUGCUCUCAUUCUCGGUCUUUGUUUCGCUCUUUCUGUUCUGAAAACCCUGCACGAGGUUCACCUGUUUGGUCGUGGUUUUCAUUACUUUGUUCUAUUAUCUAAAAACUUGAAGGAAAUGGGUGUCAUCUCCAGAAAGAUUUUCCCAGUGUGUGGGAGCAUGUGCGUCUGCUGUCCUGCUUUGCGGUCAAGUUCUCGACAACCCGUUAAGCGUUACAAAAAACUGCUGGCAGAGAUAUUUCCUAAAUCCCCUGAUGGCCAUCCAAGUGAAAGAAAAAUAGCUAAGUUAUGUGAAUAUGCUGCAAAAAACCCUUUCCGGAUUCCAAAGAUAGCAAAGUAUCUUGAAGAAAGGUUCUAUAAAGAACUGAAAUAUGAGCACAUCAAGUUCAUCAAUAUUGUUGUAGAGACGUACAAUAAGCUGCUUGGCAUAUGUAAGGAGCAGAUGGCAUGUUUUGCUGUUAGUCUGCUGAAUGUGGUUACUGGACUUUUGGACAACUCUAAGCAAGAUGCCAUGAAGAUAAUUGGAUGCCAAACCUUAACAAGGUUCAUCUACGGUCAGGCAGAUGGAACCUACACACAUAACAUUGAAAAUUUGGUUGGUAAAGUAUGUGCACUGGCUCGUGAGAAAGGGGACGAACAUCAAAGGCUCUGCUUAAGGGCAUCAAGCUUGCAAUGCCUCUCGGCCAUGGUGUGGUUUAUGGCACAGUUCUCGCACAUGUUUGUUGAUUUUGAUGAGAUUGUAUAUGGCACUUUGGAUAACUAUGAGCCUGAUACUCAUACAGAAGGUGAUGUUGAGAGGGAGGCACGUCAUAAUUGGGUGGAUGAAGUAAUUAGAUGUGAGGGCAGAGGCGGUGCUGUUGCAAGCUGUGAUACUAGCCCUAGCUGGCUGAUCAUGAGGCCACGACCAGAAAAAAAGGAUCCUUCUCUUUUGACAAGAGAAGAGAUUGAGACCCCAAAAGUAUGGGCACAAAUUUGUAUCCAAAGAAUGGUUGAAUUAGCCAAGGAGAGCACAACAAUGCGCAGGGUACUGGAUCCAAUAUUUAUUUAUUUUGAUUCUGGACAGCACUGGGUGCCUCGGCAAGGGUUGGCUGUGAUGGUUUUGUCUGACAUGUCGUACUUCAUGGAGAGUUCAGGGAACCAGCAGCUGAUUUUAGCUUCUUUGAUACGUCAUCUGGAUCACAAAAAUGUUGCACAUGACCCCCAACUCAAAUCUUAUGUCAUUCAAGUCGCUACUGCUUUAGCUAGGCAAAUUAGAUCAGGAACUUCACUGGCAGAAAUUGGAUUUGUCUGUGACCUGUGCAGGCAUUCAAGGAAAAGUCUUCAAGCCACAGUUGAAUCAGUUGGUGAGCAAGAGUCCAACAAAAAUAUCUUACUGCAGAAUUCCAUUGAAGACUGUUUACUCGAAAUUGCUAAAGGGAUUGGUGAUGCACGACCACUAUUUGAUCUGAUGGCAAUAACGCUGGAGAAGUUGCCAUCUGGAGUUGGUUCCAGAGCAACCAUUGGAUCAUUGAUGAUUCUUGCUCAUGUCAUCUCAGUAGCAUCGGCCGCUUCACGUUCUCAACAGGUUUUUCCAGAAGGCCUUCUUGUUCAACUGUUGAAGGUGAUGCUACACCCAGACAUAGAGGCACGAGUUGGAGCGCACCAGAUAUUUUCUGCUCUUUUAAUUCCAAUCUCUAACCAUCAACGACAUGAAGUUGCUUCUCUUACAAGUGGUUUUCUACACCAACCGAGGAGAUGGCACUCAAAUCCUGCAUCUGCAUCGAUUAAAGCUUUACUUGAAAAGCUACGGAGAGAAAAAGAUGGCAUCAAAGUGGAAAAAAUUGGAAGUAAUUUUCAUGAUGAUCUUAAAGAAAGGGACAUUGUUGAAGAUGACUGGAAACAGGGGCGCGUCCACAAGAAUUCCCCCAAUGUUUACAAAAUUAGCUGUAUUAUUGACAGAACUGCUGGGUCAACCAGCUUGUCGGAUGCUGAACCGCAUAUUAUGAAGUUUAGUGAGGAGCAAAUAGUGCAAUUGCUGUCUGCCUUCUGGAUGCAGGCCAGUCUUCCGGAUAAUUUACCUUCAAAUAUUGAAGCUAUUGCUCAUUCUUUCGUAUUAACACUUAUUUCUUCAGGCUUAAAGAACUCAUAUGACAACCUUGUGGUCCGAUUCUUUCAGCUUCCCCUGUCUCUCAGGAAUACAUCCAUGGAUCCUAACAAUGGUAUGUUGUCUCCAGCAUGCCAAAGAUCUAUCUUUGUAUUAUCGACAGGCAUGUUGAUGUUUGCAGCUAAAAUAUAUCACAUUCCCGAUCUGAAUGAUUUCCUCAAGUCAUCAGUUCCAUAUGAUGUUGAUCCUUAUCUGGGUAUUAACGAUGACCUGCAAGUAUAUGUAAAGCCUCAGGCAGAUAUCAGAGAGUAUGGAUCUGUUGCUGAUAAUCAACUUGCUGCAUCAUUGCUCUCUGAAUUACGGAGCAAGGUAUACAAAUCUGACAAUGUCAUAAUGGACAUUUUAGUUCAGAGUCUGUCUAGCAUUACUGAGCUGGAGGCAGAUGCCCUGACUGAGCAACUGUCAGAAUUAUUCACACCUGAUGAUGCAUUCAUGUUUGGCCCACAAUCAUUACUUGAAUUUGACCACAAUCAAAUGGUUCCCCAUUCCAAGAAAUCGUUGUCGUUUGAUGGGGAUUUUCCAACAAAUUCAUUAGUUGAGGAUGAUGCAAGAAGUGAAGCAUCCGUUGCUGACCUAUCUCGGUUCAUACCCAAAAUGCCAUCUUCACCGUCUAUGUCCCAUGUCAUCAGCAUUGGACAGCUUCUGGAAUCGGCACUCGAAGUGGCUGGGCAAGUGGCAGGAACAUCUGUGACUACAUCGCCCCUCUCGUACAACACCAUGGCUAGCCAGUGUGAAGCCCUUGGCACAGGCACAAGGAAGAAACUCUCCAAUUGGUUGGCCCAUGAAAAUCACCAAAGUAGAGUGGUUGACAAAUCGUUUCCUGCAUUUCUUGCAGAUGGACACUUGGCACUCAAAAAGGUAACAAGUAGCGUUGGCCCCCCUGCUCAGGGAAAUGUGUUGCCACAGGACCCAUGGUUGGCGAUGAGGCUGCCUCCUGCCAGCCCGUUUGACAACUUCCUCAAGGCUGCUGGAUCAGCUAGGUGUUAGAAGAGAAGCCACACAUUCUUUCUGGUGCUAGUUAUCUUGUAAAAGUCUUAGGCAGCAAUUAGGAUUAGUAGCUUAACCUUUGAUUUAAACUCAGAUCAUUUGUGGGCUUCCAUGUCAGUUCAUUAAUUCUUGUAUGCACAAUGUACUCUUUGUUCUUAAAAUGUGUUGGUGCAGCAUAGCUUGUGAGCUUC